This is a messenger RNA of Wallemia ichthyophaga EXF-994, 3030 nucleotides long. RefSeq lists its product as uncharacterized. Bases 1 to 3030 code for a protein of 1009 amino acids. The transcript has 2 exons. The record is from RefSeq and is a predicted model, not a curated record. Lineage: Eukaryota; Fungi; Basidiomycota; Wallemiomycetes; Wallemiales; Wallemiaceae.
AUGAAAUUGAACGGGAAGCCAUCGACGAAUACGCUCAACACGUUGAACAACUGGCUGCCUAAUUGGCUGCAGCCGUUGGUGGACGGUGGGGAGGACAUCUUGGAUGGGGAGCGUACUGGUGAGAAUACUAGUGCCAAUCAAACCAGCGCCAAUCAAACCACGCACACGCCCAACGAACAAAGAAGACAUGAGACUCACGACGAACACGACGCACACGAUACACGAAACUCACAAUCAACGACAAUACGCAACCCCACACCACUCACCACAACCACCACUGUGAAAUCAGAACAUCCACCGGCUCCACCAAGAUUCAACGAGCCGUAUUUCAACAUACACGAGUACAAAUGGCCUAGUAUACCAGCCUACAUUGGCUACAUGAUGGUUAUAUAUAUCCACAUACCAGUCUCUAUCUUUUUCGACGCGAAUGUUUUCUAUGUCUUGAUUUGUCUGAUUCAGUUCAACAGCUACAUCUGGGCACUUGCCGUGUACUCGGUAGCCGUUGCAGUUUACUGGUUCAUAAUCCUGAUAGCUGAUCUGUAUGCGUACAACAGAUACUGGGGAAUGGGCAGACCGCCUGUGACCAGUGCAUAUGUUUCGAACAGGCUGUUCAAUCUGAGCAGCACGAGAUCAGUGCAGCAUUUCAGAUUUCUCUGGAAUAUACGCAAGGAGGCUUGGCGGCAGAGCAAGCGAGACUACACGCUCGAAAGUACCCACCACUACCUGAACAACUACCCGAUAAUACUCACGUGCAUACCCCGUGCGGCAGUCUCGCUCGCGAUAAUCCUCCAAUUCUAUCACCCCGCACUCCUCUCUAUACCGGUCAACGCCUUUUUCCGCACAGACGCCCAGCUGACGCGUUACGCAGCUGGUGUGCUUAUAGCGCAUGUGGCGUGGGUGGGUGUGCGAAUGGGGAUAGUUCUCGCCGCGUUCGCGCUGCACCACCUCGCUCUGGCGUGCACAAGCGUAAGCGUACCGUCGAUGGCGGCUGACAAGGAGGCGCUGGUGCACGCGCGCGCUACCACCCGCAGCGCGGCGUGGGCGGGGCGCAUGGAGGAGCGCAUCGAGUCUGUCUUUAGACAUGCUGUCAGCCCUGCUGCUCAGGAAAAGAGAUUCAGCUGGAGCGUGAGAGAUAGACCAACUACUCUUAAUCUGCCACACACCCUCAGUCGCGAUAGAGUGAGGAGCUCGAGUCUGUCGGACUCUGUCGUUGUCACAUCGAGAUCUGCUCCCGUCGUUCGCAUUACGGAAAAUUCCCUCGUCGCUACGCCUGUCAUGGAUGUAGAUAGAUGCGCUAGCAGCGCCACACCGUCGACUAGCGGGAGUGGGAGUGGGAGUGCGGAGGGGGAUGAAGAGACCAAGAAGAGAAAGACUAGACAUUUCAAUAGGGAAACGGGUGAGAUCAGUCAGAGUAGCGAGAGCAGUGGGGCUAGUGAUUCGAGUGAUUCUAGCGAGUCUAGCGAAUCUAGCGAGUCAUCGGAGCAUUCAAACCAGCCUUACCAUCCACAGCAUCCACAGCAUCCACAGCAUACACAAACGCACACUCACCCACACAUAGCCACUCAUACACCCAUUCACACACCCACUCACACCCCUUCAAUCACCUCAGCAGGCCCGCUGAGUAUCACCAGCUGGCACACGCCCGAGCGCGCGCCGACAGAGUACAGCCAAAGCCGAUCAGCAGCCUCGCCGCGGAUAGUCGCAGCACGCGACUCGACGACAACCAUGUCCAGUCUAGGUGCAGUAGUGGGCGGCGGUACUGGCGGGAGUGGGAGUGGGAGUGGGAGUGGGAGUGGGAGUGGGAGUGCAAGUAGAAGUGUCAGCGCCAGCGGCAAUGGCAGUGCUAAUGGCCUCCCGCGUGACGAUAGCUACGGGACACUGCCGGUGCCUCCACUACCUACAUCCAUUUCGGACGAGUUUGCGACAAGACAAGAGGGGAGCGAAGGGAGUGGGAGUGGAAGUAGCAGCCACCAGCUCCAGGCACACCCACACCGAACACAUCCUAUACACUCUACAGACCCCACACACCCCAUACACCCCGUACACUCCCGCCAAUCCAGCAUAGAGAGGGAUCUCAUAGCGAGCGAGAGCCGCGACGCACUCGGACCUAUCCAGUCGACGAGUCGGAUGUUGGAUGAUUUUUCGUUAACGCCUGAGCGAGGGCUGGGAGGGGUAGGGGGAGGAGCAGAAGCAAGCAUUAGCAGCAGUAGCAACGUUCACAAUACCAACAGUAAUGAUAUGAUUACCAGUAAUAUUAGCCAUACCAGCACCAACAACAAUAAUAAUAAUGACAACAAUAACAACAAUACCGCCAACAACUCCUCUAAUGGCUCGUCAGGAUCAUCUUCGGAUCUAUCCCAACACAGCACUAACAGUGGCAGCUCGAGCUCACUCUCUCGAAUGACAAGCUACUUGAGUCGCAAACUGAAGAAGAAGCGUGGGUCAUCGCAGACGGUGGUGGAUCGUGCGCGCGUGGGUGAAGGAUCGAGUGAGGCAGUGGCCGACGGGUAUAAUGUGAACCAGGAUGGCGUGGAGACGGAGACUGUGGGUGCAUUCUCUGGUACAUUCACAGGUGCUUUUGCAAGUCCAUUCGAAGGUGUCUCUUCCGCUUCCCCACCCCCGCCGUACACACCUACACCCACGGUGAGCCACAGCGAGAGUCGGUCGACUAUCGAACAUAUUAGUCCUGCGCCUGAGCGGGGCGAGAGAGGCGGGAGUGGGAGACAGGCGACGCAUAUGCAAGCUGCGCGAAAUACGCAAAAUACACAAGAUACUCACUACCCACACUACUCGCAUUCAUCGCAAAACAAUGCACUUCCUUCACGCUCCUCACAAAGGUUCAGAUUGCCCGCUGAGCAUAUAGGAUUAGGAUUAAGCGAUGAGGUGGAUGAGGUGGAUGCGGAUGACAACGGCAGCACUGAAGAGCGCGCUGAAGAGAAUACAGUACAGGACAUGGAUUGGGAGACACUCAGAGUGGAGUCCAAGAGACGUCUGCAGGAUGAGCAGAGGAGGAGAGGAGAUGUGAUGUGA